Messenger RNA from Paramecium sonneborni, 1538 nucleotides. NCBI's taxonomy places the organism in Eukaryota, Ciliophora, Oligohymenophorea, Peniculida, Parameciidae. The record is from the annotation of a GenBank genome assembly.
UUCAAAAUGUUUCAAUAUACACCCUAAGAAGAGGCUUAUUAUAGAUAGUUAUGGACCACCUUUGAUCCACAAGUAAUUCAAAUUGAUUUGAUUCUUAGGGUCUGGGAUUUGCUGAAGCCAAAGGUACUGUUUAAUUUUUCAAAAAAAGUCGACUUACUGUCGAUGUACUCAAAGGUAUUUGGCUUGCAGGUGUGAAGAAUUAAGAAGGCAAACUAUAUUAUUAAGAAUUUGCUACUGUAAUGAGACUAAUAGCAUAUUGUUAAAAUGGAUUUGAAUUUAGUGAACAACUAUUAAACUUAAAUAGACCUGUUCCUCUCCCAGUUAUGGAAGGAAUAUAAGUACCAUAACAAUAAUAAUAAUAAUAAUAGUAAUAAUAAUAAUAAUAGUAAUAAUAAUAAUAAUAGUAAUAAUAAUAAUAAUAGUAAUAAUAAUAAUAAUAAUAAUAAUAAUAAUAAUCCAUCUCUAACCCUCAAUAGUAACUUUUGAAUAACUUUUAAUAAUAAUUACCAAAUUAACUUCCUUAAUAAAAUUAUUUCUAAACUCAACCAGUUCAAAGUGCAGCUUAAGUUUCACAACAAUCUUAUGUUGAACUUAGAUUAGAUGUUUAAAAAGUAUUAAAUUAUUUACUAUAUUUUUAGUAUGAUUUACUAGAUGAUUAAUACAACAGAUAUGAACUCUGUUUCAAUCAAUAAGAUAAAACACAUUAAGGUUUUAUUCAAGGUGAUUAAGCACAAGCAUUUUUUUAAAAGUCUUUACUACCCUCUUAAACAUUGAGUCAACUUUGGAGUUUAGUUGAUUUUGGGUCUAAAGGUUAUUUAUUUAAGAACGAAUUUAUUGUUGCUGUUCAUUUAAUAGCUCUUUGUAGAAAGGAUAUCCCUUUACCAUAAGUAUUACCUGAAUCUUUAUUAUAAUUAACAAGAAGAGAUCAAUAAUAAAAUUAAGUUCGAUCAACAUCUCAAACUAUGUAACCAGUUUUUUCAGGUUUACCACCAUAACCAUAGAGAGUAGGAUCAUAAAAUGAAGUUCAGGGUUUGAAUCAACAAACCAAUUUCUUACAAAAUAAACUUUAAAAUUAAACCUAAUAGAUUUAAUUUGCAAAUAAUUUAGACUAACAAAAAUAAAUUAUUGAAGAUAAGAAAAAAGAUAUUGAGUUUCUCAACCAAACUAUUCAAAAACUACAAAACUUUUAUGAUUAUCUUAAAAAAGAAUAAGAUGAAUUACAGGCAUAAAUAUCAUCAUUAAAUGAUUAAUAAGUCUAAAAACAAUAAUAAAUGAAUAUAUUAUAGGAUAGUAUUUAAAAUCAAUUGUAAGUGAAUUAAAACCUAUAGAAAUAAUUGUUUGAAUUGAAAUCCUAAAAUUAAUUCUAAGAAAAUCAACCUCCUGCAUAGUAAAAUUAGUUUUAUACAAUUCAUGUAAUUAAUGAUACAAUAUUGUAGGUAUAAGAUGAUUAUGAUUAUUCUGAAUAUAGAGCAAAGAAAGAAAAAGUAGUUUCUGGAGGUAACCAAAGUGCUGAAAAUCUUCCUUGGCAUUGAGAGAAU